AUGUUUAAAAACAUUAUAAAUCAAUUUAUUAAGUUAUUUGGACAAGAGUAUUUGGGGGAAUGGGACGCGAUGCAGAAUUUAACGAUUAACUCUGUUACAUCGCCAGAGAUACUAUUGAAAAAUGUACCCUUUCCAGAAAAGUUAUUCGAAUUAGCUGAGUUACCCUUUGAAAUAGUUUACUCAAACAUAAAAAAUUUACGCAUAAAAUUUUUAUGGUCAUCUAUUUUUUCAAACAACAUUAGUCCUAUAAAUAUUUAUGCAAAUGAUAUAUAUCUUGUCAUAAAAUUUUUGUAUCCAAGUUCGUGGGAUACCAACAAAAUUAUGAAUUAUCAAUAUAAAACGAAAAAAAAUAAACUAAACAAAUGGGAUAGAAUUAAUGUAUCAAAAGAAAAGAAAGAGGACAAUUUUUUAAAAGCUCUCCCUGUGAAAUUAGUUAAUUCGUUAAGAAUAUUAGUAGAAAAUAUUAAGAUAACAUUUUUUGAUAAUUAUAUUUAUAAAAAUCCUUUUACUUUUGAAUUUUUUAUUAAGAAUUUUAAAAUUGAUGAAUUAAAUAAAUACAAAGUGAAACUAACCGAAGAAGAAAAAAAAAAUAUUAAAAAAAAUCUCCUAAUUAAUAUAUGGAUAAGAUUUAUAGGACUACAUAUUAUUUUUAAAGAAUAUACCAAGAAAAUUAAAUAUAAGAAGAAAAUUAAAAGGAAGGAAGAUAUAAUACAUACUAAUCACAAAAUAGGUAACAGUGCCAUCAAGUUGAAAGAUAACAAGGAUCAAAUUGAAGAUGUGCUUUUCCUGACGGCGAUCGAGAACCUGUUUAGCGAGAGCACGAAUUCCAUACAUGAAAAAAAAAAAAGGCAUAGCUUAGGGAAAAAAAUAAAAAGGAGCACAUUAGACAGCAACAGAUUGACUGAGUAUUAUUCGUUCAGUGAUUAUGACAUCAACGAGAGGAUAAAAGAAGGACAUAUAAAAAAAAGAGCCAAGAGAAAAUUCUUUGCAUCCAAAUUCGGGGAAAAUGUAUCACCAAGAAAGCUAGAUAGUAAAUUAAAAAAUAAAAAUAAAAAUAACUACAAUUUUGAGAUACCAAAACACAAUUUAGGUUUUAGAAUAACACAAAAAAAUGGGUUGGAUAUGCACGUAAUCUUUAAAAAAUAUGAUAUGAAAGCACUAAAUGAUUUGAAAUGUGAUUUAAAAUGUUUUAAGAGUGUCGAGUUGUCUUUUAAUAAGCAUCAUAAAGAAGAUAAAGAGGAUGACACAUAUGAUAAUGUAAAAAAUGAGAAAGGAAGACAUUCGGAAAAACCGUACAGUUGCUAUAAUUGUACUAGCAGUACCAUUGAAGAGGAAAAUGACAACAAUGAUAUUAAUAGUAAUAAUAAUAAUAUUAAUAGAAAUAAUAGUAUUAAUAAUGGUAAGAAUAGUAUUAAUAAUAAUAGUAAUAAUAAUAAUUGUAUGUUUAUGUCGAGUAACACGAAUUAUAACUAUCAUACUAACAGUGACUCGUACAAUGGCGAAUUAGGAAAUUAUGAUAAAAUAAUUGAACUGAGUUUUAAAAAUGAUUUUCCUCCUCUGUUUUAUAAUAUUUCGAAUUUUGAAAGUUUGGAUGUUCAUUUUACAGCAUCCGCUUUAGAUUCGUUUUAUAAUUUUGUAAGAUAUAUUGAGUUUUGGUACUUGUACAAAGGUGGUUGUACCAAAGUUUUUAACAUUAUUCCAUCCAUAGAAGAUUGUGUAAAAUAUUCAGAAUAUAGAAAAUUAAAAGGUGAGAAAAGUUACAAAUAUGAUGAAUGCGGUAGGCAAUUUAUUGAAAAAUUUGAAGCAUCUUGUCCUAUUCAUUUAUUAACUAAAUUAAGAUUAUUAUCUGAUGAAUGCAUAUAUACUAAAGAAUAUUUUAAUAGGGGAAAUAUAAGAAGAAGGGAGUGGAAAAAAUUAUUAUACAACUUUAUAAAAAAUCAUAAAGGUGAUAAUUCUAUAUUAGAUGAAAAUUUAGAAAAAUUGGAUAGAUGGUUUUCGCACGAUAUGCUAUUUAAUUUAGUUAUACCUCAAAUUAACUUCACAUAUAUUCCUUUAAAAUUUCAUCAUUUUGAUUAUUGUAGAAUGAAAUCAAACAAAUGUUUAUUGUCCUAUAAUGUAAUCUGUUCUUUUUUGCUUAAACAAGAAAAAUUAUCUACCAUAAAAAAAAGGUUGAGCAUUUAUAUUCAUAAUUUACAUGUCCAAUCUUUAUUUGUAAUUUUCAGAAGAAAUAAAAAAUUUGUGUUAAAUAAAAAGAAGUAUUGUCUUUAUUUUAUUGAAAAGUUACCAAUAAGAAAUUGUUGUAUAUAUAACGAAGUGAGCCACAAUAGUAGUAGUAGUUAUAGUAAUAGUAAUAAUAGUAAUAAUAGCAAUAAUAGUAAUAAUAGUAGUAAUAGUAAUAAUAGUAAUAAUAAUAGAAGUAAUGGUUUUUAUAAUAUAAAGACAAAAAAUUUAAGGGCAGAAAGUGUGUUGACGACCGAUACAAAGUAUUUGAACGAGGACAAAAUAAUUAAUCAAAGUGUGGGAUAUAUGAUGAAUGCUUUAGAGAAGCGAGCAAUGAGUCAGAAAAACAUAGACAUUAGUUAUAGCAGUAGAAAUGUAAUGUAUCCUAAGAAUACCAUUGGUAUGUACCCUAGUAACUAUGAACAUAACAUUAGUGGAAAUUAUUACGAAAGAUUAAGAAGUAAUGUUAGAGGGCACCAUGAUGUUGAUAAUGAAAAACACUAUAGUGAAAAUCAGUACAGUACAAAACGAGACAACGAAACGUAUCUCAGAGUGCGCUGUGAAAAUGAGAGUGGUCUUUGCGUCCAAUCGCGUAAUACAAUAAGUGAACUAAAUAAAAGCAUGCACCUAAAUUUUGAUAAUAACUACAAUAUGUGUGGUUUCCUUAUGAAACAUCAUUCCUCUGACAAUACUGGGGAAAUAGAUAAAAUUAAGAUAGAAAAUUUGCAAACACUUGAAAGGGAAAUUUUCAAAGUAGACAACAUAAAAGAUUUGAAAAAUAAGGUGGAUAAUGAACUAAACAAAAAGGAAAAUAAUAAGAGCAGUAAUAAUGGGAAUAAUGACAAUGCCAAUAAUAAUAAUAUAAGAAAUAAAGGGAAAUCGUUUUGGAAAUUUAUUCUGGGGAAACAUAAAAAGGACUCACAUGAUGAAAAUAAUUCCAUCAAACAAACCAUUAAUUAUGAUACGAAUUUUGAUUUAAUAAUGAAUAAUAAAGUUGUUAUAAUACCCAAUGCCUUUAUUAUACUUGUUAACGAUUAUAGUAAUAAUGCAAGAGAAAUUGAUCUGCAUAUAUGUAAAUAUAUGAUCAAUUUAAAUAAUUUAUUACCUAUUGUGAAUUUCAUCUCAGUAAAUAAUAUUUGUUUAGAGCUUUUUCUCAAAUACGACAAUUAUAUUGAUAAGGACGCUAUUGAAACCCUUAGCUUGUCCAUAAGUAGUGUUAUGCAAAAAAAGAAAAUAAUACGAGUUCAUCUUGAUGAACUAAAAUUAUACUUUUUACAUUCUUCCUAUGUCGAAUGUGAAAUUGUAGAUUUAAAAAAUUUUCUUAAUAAAACAAAAAGAAGGAAGAAAAUAAUGCAAACGCCUCGAAGUCAUGAAAAAUUUAUUGAGCACAGUAUUGUUGUUGAUCCUUUUAGAUCCAGAAGUAUUAACAAUGAAACAGAAACGAAGCAAAAAAAAAUGAAUGCACCCAUAAAUGUAGAAAUACAGAAGGAUCAGAACCUCAUAUAUAACUUUGUAAAGAGUAAUAAUGUGAAAAAGAAUAAUGAUUAUUAUAAAGAAAUAAACAGUGAUAAAAGCACAAGUGUCGUGACGUCAGACUCAUAUGAAUAUUCAGAUGAGGAUAAUGAUAAGGAAGAAAUAGUGAGUAGUAAAUAUAUGAAUAAAAACAUGGAAAAUUUUAUCAGAAGUCAACAGGGAGAUAUUACAAAUAUACAUAAUUUAAUUUUCAACAACCUAUUUGUUCCAGAAAAAAAUGUAUACCAUACGAAAAUAAAUAACACAAUUUCCUAUUUGAAAAAAAGAAACUUUGUUUAUUCUAUUAAAAGCAAUUUUUAUUCAUUUUUAAAAAGAUACAUCCAAUAUAAUAAAAAUAGGAAUAAAAUGAAAAAUAAAAAUAUAUUAUCAAAUGGAAUCUAUUUCCAAAUUAAAAACCUAUUCUUUUUUCUGGAUAAGGAUGAUUCCUUAUUAUACCUACAAACGAACUACCUUAAAUUAGAGCACUUAUUUAACUCCUGCUUUCUUUAUAUUGAAAAUGAUCGGAUCAGUAGGAGUAAGAUCACCCAUGAGGAAUUUUUGGAAGGCGAAGAAGUGAGAAAUAGUAUCGAUGGUAAGGAAGUAACAAAUACAAAGCAAAAUGAUAGCGAUAGUAGCAACAGUAACAUUAAAGACAGCAAUGAUAGUAGCCGCAGAAGUGAUAGCAAUAGUAGUAUGGAUGAUAAUAACCAUAAAAGUAGUUCAAAGGCGGAAGCGAUAAACAGAAGGGGUGAUAGACAGAACACCGCAUGUGUAAUGGAAAAUAUAAAAAACAAGGACAUGCUGAUAUGCAUUAAAUCAUUUAAACUUAAAAAAAACAACAACGUUUAUUCCUUAAGUGUAGAUGUACUUAGCUGCAGUUUGAAUGAAGUUUGUGUGUCUCUGAUUAGCAUAUAUAAAUAUAUAAUCCCUGUAGACUAUCUAGAAUUAAUUAAUAUUAGAAUAAAGAAAUUAAGAAAAGUAAGACAAUGUCUCAUAUAUAAUAAUAAGAAUACGAUGCAUUUAAAGAAAUUCAAUAUAACAAAUAACUUCUUGUACAAAAUUCUAAGCAAAUUUUUUCUUACUAAUAAUAUAACGUACGAAAAUAAUACAGAGCUCAAAAGUGGAAAUAAUGAAGACUCGUUAGUAGUAAAUAAGAAUUAUGAAAAGUAUGUAAAAAAGUUAGUUAACAAAAUUAUAGAUAAGGAAAAAAUAUUGUAUAAUAAAGAAGAUUUUGAAAAAUUAUUUUUCAUGAUUUUAAAAAAGAAAGUACGCAAAACGGAAAAGAAUUAUUUAUUUGAUAAAGAGAAUUCAUUUAAUAACGGUCAUGAGAUGGAAAAGAGGAGAUGCACUUAUCAAAGCUCCGAUAUAAAUCCACAUUCCUUUAGUAGUAAUAAUGAUGCAAUACGAAAUUAUUAUGCGACUAGAAGAAAAGAGCAUUAUGUAGAUUCAGUGAAGAAUUUCAAACCCGUAGAAAGAGAAUAUUACUCAUGUAAGGAAGAUACCAUUUUAAGCAACAGCGAUUUUGAUGAUAGAUAUGACUCUUAUAGUCAGGCCUGUUAUAUGAAUUCUAAUGUAGAACGACAUUCCUAUUCUACAUACAGUGGAUAUGAGGAAAAUAAAUAUAAGACUGAGAAAUGUAAAGGAAUAGCCAAAACAAAAAGAGAAGAAGUACUAAUUCCAAAAAGAAAUACAUGGACAAAUGAUAUAUACUAUGUAAGACCAUCAAGUAGAUACUAUAAUGAACAUUGUAAAUAUAUGAAUUUGAGAAAUCUGUUUAAUUUUGAAAAGUCAAUUAAUUCUGAAAAUUUAAUGGAAGAAGAUAUUUUUAUUCAAAGCUCUUUAUCUGAUGCAAAUGCUUCAGAAUUAUUUUGUUUGAGAAGUACCCAUAUAGAAACAGAGCAUGCAAAUAAGAAAAAAAAAAUGCUUUUAUUUUUCAUUUUAAUAGGAAAAACAGAUAUAGUUAUUAAAAAUAAAAAUGAAGGAUUAUUCAAUGUAGUGUUCAAUGGUUUUAUGAGUGAAGUGUCUCAUUUGCAUAAUGAAAUGGAUAUAUCUCUGAAAAUUAAAUCAUUGUAUUUUUUUUACGUGUUAACAGUUAUGAGAAAAAAAAAAAAUGCUUUAGUUGGUACAAAAAUGGAUCAAAUGGAUGACAAAGGGCGGAAUAGUGAUAACAGAGGAAAAAAGCAUUCAUCCCAUAAGAUAAAGAGACAGGAUAUACAAAAGAAUAAUAAAUGCAGGAAAUACGUAAUUUUAACAGAUACGAUAAGCAACAUCUUGAGUGUUUCUAAAUCAAACAUGAAAAAGGAAAAAAAAAAAAUAAAUAAAAUUUUUGAUCAGUAUAUUUGUAUUUUAGAAAAAAAAAAGUUUAAGCUUUACAUCGAUUACGACAAAAAGAAAAUAAACUUAAAACCUCAGAUACAUCUAGACUUACACAUAAAUAAGGAUAAAAACGAACAAGUAAUAAAGUUGUCCUUAUCAAAUUUUAACUUUUUUUUUAGCUCUACACUAUUUAUCUUGCUAAACAAUGUAAUGAUUAAUUACUUUUUAACAUACAUUCAGGAGAGUGAAAAAAUGAAUGUCCAUCUAAGUAGAUAUGUUUCUGUUCAAAUAGGUAAAAAUAUUGUACACGCACCAACAAACUUAUUGAACUUUUCAAGUAUGUGCAAUAAACAAAAUGAGAUAAAAAAUGGAUUGUAUAAGUGCGAAAAAAGAAAGGAUAAAAAUGUUAUUAGGUCUCUUGAAAAAUGCAUAAGUAGCGAUGAUAUAAUAGACACUUUAUGCACAUCUAGUAAUGAAAAUAUGCUCGAUGAUACAUAUGUAAACAAUGAAGAUUAUUUUAACAAUUUUUAUAACAAGAAGGAAAACGAACUACAAAAAGAACUUCAAAAGAAAUUUCAGAAACGUCAAAAAGAAUGUCACAAAGAAGAUAUUACUUUAACGAAUAACACUUUUUAUUAUGAUUUAUCAGAGAAUGAAAAAUGCAGGCAUGAUGACAACCAAAUGAGGAUGCUUAAUGAUUGUAGUAAUUCUGAAUACAAUUCCAUUCGAGCUAUAUUGAAUGAUAGUGCACACGAAAAAGCGAACAAACGAUUAUACAAUGAUAUAUAUUAUCCUAACAAAUUAUCAUAUUCUGAAAAGGUAGAAAGCGGAGUUUAUGGGAAUGUUAAAGGACAUACUGAAGAAAAUAAAUGCUUCAAUGAGAGUAGUAUCAUGCACGGAACAACACUGAAUAGUAACCUCUAUGGAAAUGAUAUAAAGAACGAUAACAGAAACGAUAGAAGAGCCGCUAGUGGAAACGCACUUGUAAAGGCAAAAUCAGUUGACACUAACUGCAACAAUUACAGCAGCAUGUACGAAAACAAUAACAAAAAUGCGGUAAAUUUUCCUUCUGUAAAAAUUAAUACCAAGUGUCAGGUUGUUAGAACGGAUGUGUCUUUUGUAAAAGACCUUGAAAAUGUAAAGGAGAAAGAAAAACAUAUUUACGAAAUUAACUUAGGAAAUGAAAAGAUCAAGAAUGGUGACCCUGCUAGCUCAUUUGGUGAUCAUUGCUUAAGUCGCAACAGUUACUAUGAUAAUUUAAGAAAUAACUAUAAUUUUUUUUCUAAUGGGAAAAGCUCAAGGUAUCAGGACAAUCAUUCGGGAGCAAAAAGGGGCAGAAAAUGUAAUGAAGAUAAUCAGUGUAUUUCUGAAGGAUAUGAUAAUGCUUUUACAAAUAAUUUUAAUUAUAUCAUUAAAAAUGCUAGUCGUGUAAGGAGAUACGGUAUUGGUGCUGGUAAUCGUGCCAGUAAUGCUGAAAAAUACAGUAGAGCUUCUAAAAACAGUAAAAAUUUUAGUAGUACUGGGUUUGUCUCUGAAAAGGCAUAUGAUUCAAAAAGAAACAAAUCAGUAGAAAGAAAAAAUGUUAUUAAAGAAAAAUGUCAAAUGAAUAAAGAUGUCAAACUGUUUAUAUGCUCGGAAAAUGUUAAUAUAUGUUAUCUUAUGAACUACCAUAGAUUCAAGUACAUAUAUAAAAAAGAGUACAAAGUUGACGCGUAUAUGAACAAUUACAUAAAUUUUGUUGAUAGCUGUUCUAAUUAUUGCAAAAUGGGAUGGAAAAAAAAAUUUCAAGGGGAACCCAAAAAGGAAGACCAAAACCAGGGGGAACAAUCAAAUUACGAUCAUAUUGGAAUUAUGAACAAAGAUUUGUAUAAUAUAAAUUUCAAUUUUUUAUUUAAAAUCGAAUAUAAAUGUUCCAAAAACAAAAGGAAGACUGUUAACAUGGUUUUUCCUUAUCUUUAUGUUAUACUUAUGAGAAAUUGUAACUAUGUCCUUUCUCAUCUAACAGUAGUGGACAUCAAAUUUAAUGCUGAAAUUUUAUGCGGAAAGAAAAAAAAAAAAAAAAAAAAAAAAAAAAACCAAACUAGAAUUUUGGAAUCUGAAAAUUAUAUACAUCCAAAAAAUAAUAGUAUAACGAAUUGUGAUAAUAGAAUUUUAAAUUAUUUUCCACAGGAAGAACACUUAUAUGACAGGAGUCCAUUACGUGAUAGUAGGGUAUAUGAAAGAAAAGGCACAGUCCAUCAACUUGAAAACAAUGAUCAUGGAAAUUUAAAAAUUGUUUCUAGUGAUUGUUUAGAUGGAAGGAGUAACGCAGAAGAGAAGGAGAAAAGAGAAAAAAAAAUGUUGAAUAGUGGAAUGCAUUAUGUGAAAUCUAAGGAAACUAUGCUUACAGAUAAUAGCGUGAAGAGUAACUACAAGGAUGAUAAAGCGAUUAGCGUCGGUCAUAUGAACCAUCUAAAGAAUAGUUUGUCUAUAAAAAAGCGACUAGGUCAGGUGGUAAGUAGAAGUGGAAACAAUACUUCGUAUAAUACUUGUAACAAUACGGAAGAUGUGAAUGAAGGAAGUGGGAAAAUAUCCUCCAUUGAACUGUCACAUGAAUAUAUAAGCAACGGAUACGAACUUAUUAAUGAGAGUGAAAGGAAUAGUAUUAUGGAAUUAAAGAAUGACAAUACGCAAGUGAGCUCCAUUUAUAAUGAUAAAUACAUAAAGAAGCAAAAGACCUAUCUGGGGUUUUUAUUGAAUUAUAAAAAAAAGAAAAGCAACACAAUACUGAAGGGUGAUGCGUCGUAUGGGGAUAUUGGCAAUGAUGAUAACGGUAAUAAUAAUGGUGAGGAUAAUUACAAUCCUCAAAAAAAAAAAAGCAUUGUGAAUAGCUUCAGUUUAUCCGUUAAUUUGAUGGGUAAAAAAAAUAAUUACUCAAAAAGGAUAUUUAAAAAAGAAAAAAAUGGUAGGUCUCUUAGUGUUGUUAAUGUGGUAUCGCCUAAUAACAAAACGAAAGAGGUAAAAAACUGGAAUAGUAAUACCAUGGAUGCAUUUCAUAUGAACAAUGAUAUUAAUAACACUAAAACUUACGACCUUCAAAGUAUAAAAAUAGAGGACUCAAGUACACAUGGGAGUAGAUAUGUUUCAGCUUUUGAUGAACAAAAGGAUGCUCGAAGUUUUACGUACGAAAGUGAUGAUAACUUUAUGAGUUUUAGCAGACAGAGUAGUAAGCAUGAUUUUGUUAAAGAUAGCAAGAAUUUCGUAAAUGUUAAUAAAAGGUGGAUUCCAGGAAAAGAGAAAUGCAAAAACGAAUUAAAUAAUAGGAAGAGAAUGAUUAUGAUUAAUGAAAAAAAGAAAUUACCAAAAAAGAAAAAGAGGAAAAAAUCUACUCAAAAAGAAGCGAAUAAAGUGGAGUCAUGGAAAUUAUCAUGUUGCACCUUGUCUGUAUAUAAUAUAAACCUUUUUAGUUGCAUAUAUUUGCGAAAAUUUAAAAGGGGUGCAGGAGGAGGAGGUCAAAGCCUUAUACAACCAUUAAUAUAUAAUUACAAAUAUUCAAAUAAUAUAAAUUCAUAUCAUAUAAGUAAUAAUGAUAAGGAUUAUAACACUUCUUCUAUGAAAAACAACUUUGAAAAAUGUGCCAAUCAAAAAAAUUUUAAAUAUAAGAAUUUUAUAAAGUAUAAUUAUGUAGUUGAAAAGGAGUUAAAAAUGUUAGAAUACAUUAAUCAGUUAUACAACUUAGAAUGGUUUAAUAAAUUUAAUGUUCAUCAUUUGUAUAAUAUCCAUAAAACUCACUCAGAUUUUUCCGAUUUCAUGAAAUUAAAUAAAAGGAAUAAAAAUUGUAAUAGUACAAUCGUAUGCUGCUAUAUACCUAUCUUUUAUAAAAAAGUUUCUUUAAUAUACAGAAAUAUUUAUAAGUUCUUAUUAUUAACGAAGUACUAUGAAAGUAUAUCCUACUUUACUAAGUUGUCUAAAAAAAAAAGUCCGGUAAAAAAUGUACUUGGAAAAAAGGAAAAUCGUAUGCGGAAUGAAGACUGUAACAGCUAUUUGCGUAAAAUAAGUAGUAGAGGAAAAGAGAAGAGGAGUCAUAAAAAAAGAAUAAAAAGCUCUAGUAAAGGUGGUACCAGUAGUAAAAAAAAGGAUGCACUUAUGAAUCUAUAUAUUGAACAGAAAAUUGAAAAAAGUAAAAUGGAUAGAAAAAAUUCAAAUUGUCGAAGGAGUAUGGGGUAUGUUCAGAGAAAAAAGGGUAAAAGUAGUGAAAACAGCAACUUAAACAACAGGAGUGGUAAUAAAAAUAAUGGUAAUAAUAAUAACAAUAAUAAUGAUCGAAAUAUCAAUAACAAGUGCAGUAACAACAACAAUAAUAAAAAUUAUCGCGAACUAAAUCAACAAGACAAUACGAAGGAUUGUUUAGAAGAGAACAAAACUAGUAAAAGGAAAUAUCAGAAUUUGUUUUACACAGUAGAGGAAAAGUUUAAGGAUAACAUAGGCAAUACAGAUAGUGAACACAUUUGUGAUAGUGGCACACACAUUUUUUUAAAAGGAGAUGGUUGUGAGGUUGCUAACCAUAGUGAAAGUUAUUUAUUUGAGCAUAAUAGGAAGAUGUACCCUGAGGAGAGUGAGUUACUGUACAAUAACAAUAUUAAUAACUUUAACAAUUACUUAUUAUAUAGAAAGGAUUUUUUAAAAUAUAGCUCUUGGAAGGAAAAUCAUAUUUAUGUAUCAUUAAAAGAUGUCAAGUUAUAUGAACACAUUAAUAAAGAAAAACAAAAGAAAGAAAAAAAGAAAAAAUGUUUCAAUUUCUACAUUCACAUUUAUUCGUCCGGUAUAAACGUGGAACCGUAUUUUAUAUCCACAUGUAAUUUUUAUUUAAUUAAUAAUUUGAAUAAAAAUUUAAUUUUGUAUGAUAUAAAAGAAACGAAAGAUUAUAUUAAUCACAAAUAUAAACAGAUGAAGUAUUAUUAUAGUCUAAUUAGUAGACGUAGGAACAUUAACAUAUGUUCAGAGCACGAUAAUAGGAAGCCAAGUUAUGACGGUGUUAAUGACAAAGAAAUAAGUAAAUCAACAGCUAAUAAACAGAAUAAUGUAAAAGACUAUAAAAAAAAUAGAAGAUAUAUGAGAGAUCGUUAUAGUUGUACUUCUAACAGAAACAAUGAUGAUCAUGGUAAAGGAGAGGAGGAAGCAUUUUCUUCUAUCUCAUCGAAGGGAUACAAGCUAUACAGACUUAUGAAUGUCCUUAACAGUAUGUCCACAAAAAUUGAAGAAAAAUUAAAAAACAAUAAAGUUGUAAUUAACGUUGACAUUAGCAAUAUAGAUAUAAACAUCGUUGAUUGUUCAUAUAUUUAUGAAAGUAAUUAUUUAUUAAUAGAUCACAUUCAUCCAUUUUAUAAUAAUGAGUAUAUUUAUCUAUCAAAAGAACAGUAUGAAAGAAUUAAAAAGAGAAGUGGAAGCAACUCUAACGACUUUUCUAACUUCGAAUCGGUAGAACGUAAACAUUUUUCAACUACUAUAAAUAAACUGAUUUUCAGCAGAUUCACAAAUUACUGUGAGGAUAAUUCAUUUUACAUUAUUUCUAUUAAUGAGGAAAAAAUAAAAAGGGUUUCAGUUCGGUUAUAUCUUACUGUCUUAUGUAAUAAUAGUUGUAAAUAUGAAAAUGUGAAUGAUGUUUUAAAUGUUUUUAUAUAUAAUUCUAGAAUUAAAUUUUCCAGUCUCAAAUUAGAAAACAUAAAAAACAUUACUAAAAAGAGUACAAGAUAUAGUAUAGAACAUAUUUUAGAAGAAAUGAAUGAAUAUGAGAUAGAUACAAAAAAGGAAAAACAUAAAAAUAAUACGAGCAAAAUGACAAGUACUAGUUUGUAUCAUAUAUAUAAGCAGAUCUCUAAUAAUUAUAAGGAUAAGUUAAAUGCAUAUAAUUCUUUAUACACUGGAAAUUUUUUUCCUAGAAGGGAAGAAAAACUACAUAAUAAGAUGUUAAAAGGUAUUAACGAUGUGAAUAAUUCUAACUAUUUCAAUGACACUUUCAUAAAAGAUAGAACUAUGCACGCAUCCUUUUCCACAACAUCAUCUAUAUCAUCUUCCAUGAAUUUUUCUUCCUCCAUCAGUUCACUAUUUUCAUACAAUUCAAAAUUAGUGGAUACGAAAAAUGAAAUCAUUAGAAAUGUAGAAAAAAGAAGAAGACAUAGCACAACUCAUAGAUAUGUCAAUGCGUUGAACAGAUAUAAAUUGAACGACGAUAUGUAUAUAAUGAAAAAAAAACAUAAGAAGGAACGCAACAGUUAUUCUGACAGUAUAUAUACGCAAAAUUCUAUAUGGUUAAGGAGACCUUAUGUAAAUGGUUUGAAUGAAAAAUAUAAAAGUUUUCUGAACUCUAUAUCGAAGAGUAGACAUGACAUAGAUGAAUAUAUAAAAAAGGAUAAUGAUAAAAAGAAGAGAAAAAUGAACACUCGAUUUUAUAAUUACAUUAAAAGGAUAUAUAACAAUAUAUCAUUAAAAAUUAAUAGGUGUAAAUUAGUUUUAAAUAAUAUUGUUGAAAAUAUUAAAUGGUGCAUUAAUAUGGAUAAUUUUGCUCUUUUUUUCCCUUCGUUUAAUAAGGGGUUUAAACUUUCCUUAUAUGUAAAUAGGUUAAUUAUUUAUGAUUACAAUAAAAUAAAUAUAUGCAAUAAUAUUUCUCCAUUCCGAUUAUUUUUAAAAAGUAAUGCUCAAAGGAAGUAUAUACAGUUAUGUGACAAAAUAGUAAAUACGUAUACCUAUCUGCAUUUAAAUAAAAACAUGUUUCGAGGAAAUAUAAAAAGAAGAAUUCAUUUAGAAAAGCUUCAAAAUGAAAUAUAUAAUAAUCAAUUUUAUCUGAUUGCAAAUGAAAAUGUGAAAUAUAUUGAUAUGGCUGUGGAUAUAAAAAAUACAAGAUUUACACUACAUAAUCAAACAAUAAUGGACCUAAUAGAUUAUUUUACUGAUUUAUCAAAAAGCAUUUUUUCCUUUUUGCAUGUAUAUUCUAUAUAUCCUGAAAUAUAUUUCGACGAUUUUUCUUAUCUAAAUUCAUGCUUAAAUGUUGAUAAUUUUAAAAAGGGGUUAAUAUUACAUAACAGCCUUCUGACGAAUUAUAUAGGAAUGUGUAAAAAUGGAAAGUGUGAACAAAAUAGGGAUUUUGAUAUCGCAGCUUUGAUUAAUAAGAAAAAGAACGAGAUGCAGCAAAAGUUGAAGGGGGAAAAGUUAACGAAGGAAAGGGAAAAAAAAAGGAUAUCUUCAUUUAUGAGCGAAGAAAACCUAGUUCAGUUUAUUGGUCAUGAAUAUGAUGAAUCGGAUUGUUGCGAAAAACAAGAAUACAAAGGCAACAGUAUAAACAAUUUAUACCUUGUAGAGGAUAUACUAGACAAUGGAUACUAUAAAAAUUGUAAUUCAUUACCAAAAGGAAGGAAACCAAAUGAAGACAGUGAAUAUUCAAAUACUUUAAGUACCAUAAACUCCUUAUUGGAAAAAUUAGUUUGUUAUAAAAAUAAAUUAAAUUAUAAAUAUUUAAUUAUGAAUAAAUUUGAGUACCAUACAGUGGUAAAUAAAUCAUUAAAAGAAUUAAGUGAUAGGAAUUUCUAUUUCUUAGCAUUUAUAAAUAAUGAUUUACUUUUUUUUUUAUAUUUCUAUACAAAGUAUAGAACAAUGCUAAAUUACGUAUCUAAAGAGAAGGUAUAUAUUCUCAAUUCCAAUUACUCUUAUUCUGUUAAAAAAAUUAAAUUUCAUAAACUAAUAAAUACAAAUAAAAUAUAUGAAAAUUUAACAAGUAAAAAAAAAUUUAUUAAUGCUAGUAAUCCCAGUUUAAGCAGAAGGUACAAUGAGAGGGAACAAAUAAAAGUCUCUACGUCAAUGAUAAAGGAAAAGAAAAAAAGAAAAAAAAGGAAAAAAAAAAUAAGUAAUAUGAAAAGAUAUAAUAUACUAAACAGUUUUAUACAUGACAAAAACGCUGAACAUAAAAAUGACAAAAAGGGGUAUUCGGUAAACGAGCGCAACCUGGGAACAUUACGAAGUAGAAUUGCUUUUACACAUAAUAAAAGCAAGAAAACAAAGAAGAACGAUUUGGCAUUACAUCAGAUAGACAAUCUCAGGGUUGAGAAAAGCAAUAGAGAAGAGCACACGAAUUAUGUUGGUUUUAAGAAUGAGUCUGAGCAAAUAGUAUCAAGCAGUUUUGUUAGCCUAAAAAAUGAUAAGAAUGGGCUUACAAAAACGGGAUAUCUCCAUCAAGAUCAACUGAACAACGAUUUGGUUAGUAGUAAGAAAAAAAAAGAGAAUAGUGAUGAAGAGGUGGAUGAAAAUAAAGGGUUGUCUAGAAAAAUAAAAACUACUAUUCAAAAGUUUUUUACAAGAAAAUUAUCAUCACAUGUACUAGGAAAUAAAAAGAAAGAUGUAAAAGGGAAAAAAGAAAACGUUUAUAGUACUUCUACGAAUUUGCUUUUUCCUGAUUAUAAUAAAGUCUCACAUAGAAGGAAGGAUAAACUUGAAAUAAAUUCAUCAAACGAUAAUUUAAUUUCCUUCAGGAGUGUAAAUAAUUUCUGCAAUAAAUAUAUAAAUUUGAAGAUGAAAAUAAAUCUACUUGAAAUUUGGGUUAUUCAGGAUGAUUUAUUAAGCUACGAUAAUGAAAAUAAGCGAAAUGUGAAAAUGAGCUACCUUUUAAAAAAAAAAAUAAAUAAUAAUAAUAAUAGUAGUAGCUUUUAUAAUAACCGUAACCUUUUUUUUGAUUCUGCUCUGGAUAAUACCUUGUUAACGAAAGAAAGAGAAAAAAAAAUCAGACAAAUGAAGAAAAGCACAAAUGCGGUAAGCACUUUACAUAGUGAUGAGAAGUACUCUGAAAUUAUGAAGACAGCAAAAAAGUUAAAUAUAAAAUCAUUUAGCUCUAGUAAUUCAGGAAGUAAAUUAAACAUUUUGAACAUUUUAGAAAAAUCUAAGAAUUAUAAUAAUAUAUAUAUGAAUAAAAAAAUAAACAAGCAGAUUUUUUAUAUGGCAAGGAAAAAUGUAUAUACGAAUGAUGAUAACUAUUUGAAUGAAAACUUAAGAGGUGCAGUUAAGAAGAGUAAAAAUAGUUUAAAAGGUAAGGAAGAGGAUAUGAAGGAGGACGAAAAGAAUGAGGAUAAACAUGAGGCUAAUUCUAAUAUGUGUAAUACAUUUAAUUCGGUAAGUUUAUUUCAGUCGUCCUUGUCUAGCCAUUGUGCUUCCAGCAGUGCUUCUAGUAGUGUUCCUAUCAAUGAUCUCAGUAAAUCCCUUAGCAAGAAUGAUACAACAUUAUUCUCCUUUUUGGGUAAUACUAACAGUAGUGUGAAUAUUUAUUAUGAUAGGUAUAUUGGAGAAAAUGAUCUUUUAAAAGAUAUAGAAAAUCGGAAAAAAAAAAAAUGGAAUAAAUAUAGAAAAUGGAGGAAGAGAGAAGGCAAAAAGAGGCAUAUCAGAGACAGCAAUAGAAACAUUUGUUUAUCUGUGAUAUUUAGCAUAAAUUCGCAUUUUAGAGAAAAGAAAAGUAUUGAAUUGUCUAGGUUUAAAAUGGAAAUGAAAAAUUUAAAUAUUAUAUUAGGAAAAUGCUUUAAUUUUAGAGAAAUAUAUGAUGAACUUAAAUCUUAUAAAAGUAAUAAUAAUUUUAAGGUCCCUUUGCAUAAAAAUAACUCCACAAUUAUAGAUUUAAAUCGUAUGAACAGUAGUAGUAUUUUUAACUCAAAAAAUUAUUAUUUUAAGAAUAGCUACACUAAUGUGGGACAUGGUAUUUUAAAGAAAGAGCUUGAAUCAGAUUUUUAUGACAACAUAAAUUUUUAUAAUAUAUAUUACAAUGAAAUGAAGAAUAUAGAACUUGUUAGAAAAAUGAUGAAAAGUAAAAAAAUGAGGAAAUAUCGUAGCAACUUUGAUAAUAACGAUUUUGACGAAUAUCACGAUAUAUGUAAUUCUCACUUGGAUAGCAGCGAUGAAAAUGACAGCAAUAAUAAGAAUGAUCUGAAUAAUCAUUUUGAUAAAGUAAGGAAAAACAUAACUUUUGGCUCUAUUAAGGAAGGAGAGCCAUUAUCUGAGCAUAAUAAUGAAGUGCGUAAUUAUAGCUCCUACAUGAGCAGACAAAGAAAUGAAGAUGACAAUAAAGAUUUUUCUAAACAAGGUAAGAAUAUAAAAAAUUUAAACACGUUUGGAAGCAGGUGUGCUAGAAGAUAUGAUAACAUGUAUGGUGGAAGGUAUGGUAGCGGGAAUGAUAGCAGGUAUGAUAAGAGGCAUGACAGCAGGUGCGAUAAUCUGUUUUUCCUGACAUAUAAGAACAGAAUGAAAUAUAAAGAUAAGUAUAACAUAUUUUUAAAUCGAAACAAUACCAUAUUUACUCCUAACAUUAGGGAUGAGAAUAACUGGUUAAUGAACAUAAAUAGUAUAUAUUUAAAUAUCAAUUGUUUAAGUGUCAAAAAAUCAUGUAAAUUUAUAUUUCAAGAAAUACUAUUUAAUAUCACAAUAGAUAGUAUGAAAGAAUUAUACAAAUUAUACAAUAAUUUUAGUUAUAAUAUUUACUAUGCUCGUUUUUACAAAAGCUAUUUUUCUUUUAUUAGCAAUAUAUAUAUUCUACCCUUUUUGCAUUACAACAAAUAUAAUGUUGAGAAGUCCAAUGAAAAAUUGAAGUUAAGUAAUGUGUACGUAAAUAGCAUGAAUAAAUUGAAAUGUCUAAAUAGAUAUAUGCUUUAUAACAAAUUAAGAAUAGUAAAAAAUAGAAAUGCGAAAAAAAGGAAAAGAUUGACUCGAAAAAAUUAUAAGGAGAACCAUCCCGAUUUUCACAUAAGCUGUUCCAACAGUGAAAUUGAAGAUGUAAAGUAUAUGGACAUCAUAGGAACAAAAUUUUUAGAGAGAAAAAACGAUACAGCACAAUACUAUAAAUCAGAGGGUACAUCUCAAAAUAAUAAUGAGAGUGAUAACAAAAUGGAGGAAAGGAAAUACAUGUCAGGAAAAAGAAGCAAGAAAAACGAUAACAAAUACAUCUCUUUUAAUAACAAAAAUGAGGUUGUCAACAUUGUAGAUGACAAAGAAGGAAAAGAAGGAGCAAAUAGUGAGGCUGAAGGAAGUGUAUACAACUUGAUAAAGGAAAAGACAAUUCAUGUUGGAAAUUUUCAGGAAAACUAUUACAUACAUAAUGAUAUAACUACAGUGUACAACAUUCGUAAGAAUUUUUUAAUUAAGAAUUAUAAUAUAUAUAAAAACUUGCUUGAGAGUUAUUCGAAGCUGCAAGCAUUCAAUGAUAUAGAAAAUAAGAAUAAGAGAUAUGGUGAACUAAUUCGUAAUUUAAAGGAAAGGGUAGUACAAAUUGAAUUAUAUAAAGAAGACCUAUAUUAUUUAUAUAGUCAGCUAUUUUCAGUAAUUAGAAAUAUUAAUAAUGAAAAAAAUAUUAUUUGUCAUGGUCUUAUCUUUUUUAAAAUACUAAACUGUUUUUACACAUAUUGUAAUAAUUAUGUGGCUAAUUUAUUUUAUUAUUUAUUUGUUUUCUCAAAAUAUAAUAAAUUUGCAUAUUACCUAUGCAAUAUUCAGAAACAUUUCGAUUAUAAAUAUUUCAAUUAUUUUACGAAAAAUUUAGUGAACAUAUAUAUGCUUCAAACUAAUGAUAUGCUCGAUAACAAACACAAGAAUGGUAGAAGCUACAAUUAUAACGAUAAAUGCUACACAUUAAAUGAUAUUAGUAAAGACGAAAUGUGCAAUAAUAUAGCAGCAGUAAAUAGCAGUGUUAACAAUCUUAUUAUGAAUGAAGAUCUUUCCUUACAAAAAGAGAUAAAUGAUAAUAUAAAGAAAGAGGAAAUGCUUAAGGAAAAUGGAGUUACUAAGAAAAAGAACUUAUCAUGCUUCUUAAUAUCGACACUACUGUAUUUAUAUAAGCCAUAUAUGUACACAUAUAGGAAAACUAUAGACAAGACAAGUAGAAAUAAAGAGGCAGUACCCAAGAAUUUGAAGGAAAAAAAAAUAUAUCAUUCCUUAUUAGAAGAAGAGGACAUAUUAAUGCAUGAGGUAAAUAUAAAAUAUAAUGAUUAUAAUCUAUUUUGUAAUAGAAGAAAUAUGAAGGAAAAAGAAAAAAAAAAAUCGCAAAUAGGAGUUAUUUACACUGAAACAAGCUCGGACUUAAACGAAAUGUACAGUAUAAGCAAUGGAAUGGAAAAUAAGAGGCUAGCAAAUAUUGAGUGUAUCAAUUCAAAUAGAUAUAAUGAUAGAAGAGAAAAGGAACUAAAGAGACCGUAUUUGUGCAAUAAGAAAGGAAUAAAAAUAAAAAUAAAAUUUCGUAUAAAUAAUAUAUGCCUUAAGAUACAUCAAUUAAAUAAAGAAAAUAUAUUAACAUUAAAUCUGUUUGAUUUAAAUUAUUAUUUAUUUACAUGUCUUUAUAAAUAUCAUUUUUUUUUCUACAACUCAAAUGAGUAUGUUAGUUUUUUGUUAAAUAAAAGAGUUGAACAAGUAAAUAUUGAGGAUGCGCAUUCAGUUAGUCCAAAAAAUGAAGUGUACAGAAAUGCAAAUAGUAACGUAUGUAUGGAAAAAACGUGGUAUGAAUAUUCAGAUGAAGAAACAUUUACAGAAAAUAAUUUUAAUAAAUGGGAUAGAAAAAGAAAAGAAGUAAAUAAUGCUAACUUAAUUAAGAUGAAUUUAACAUUUAAGUUAUGUUUAAAAACAUAUGAUAAUAUGUACAAUAUAGAAGAUAAUAUUAUUAAUCCAAUAACCUUUUAUUUCUCAAUAUAUGAACAGUUCAGAUAUUUCCCUAUUUUACAUGUUCAUUUUUACACCACCAGCAUAAAUCUAAAUGUAACAACAUCAUUUUUGUAUUUAUAUAAAUAUCUUUUUGCAAAUUUAAAUUUUAAAAAGGAUUUUAAUGAUGUCAAAAACACGAAUAUUGAAAUUUAUAAUGACCUUCAUUCAGAAAUUAUUAUAUUUUAUAAAACUAGAAUAAAGAAUAAUAACUACUCUUGGAAAAUAAAUAUUAUAAAUAAAAAUGAGUACUAUCAGUUCCCUUGCGAAUGCUUAUAUUUUUGUAUUAAUAAAAAGAAAGAAAAAAAGAAAAAUAACUCCGAUUUUUAUGGCACAAAUAAAAGCUCUGAAGAUUUUAUAAUUGCUAACGAACAUGAUUUAAAUAAUAUAUUUAAGGACAUUAGUAAAAUAGGAUUCAAAAGAAAAAAUAUUUAUAAUUCAGUAGCUAAAGAGGAAAAACAUUUACUAUAUGAUAAUACUCAGAGUGUGUAUGAUAUUUUGUAUCAGUUUACGUAUAAAAUGCCCUUUCUUUAUAAAAACUACGAUAAUGAUAAUAAAAUUAUAAACAUAAUUAAGAAAAAGCCUUCAUGGAUAUACAUAGGAGUACUCUAUACGGAUGAUCUGUACUCGAGGGCCUACAAAAUUCCCAAUGUGAAACACAAUUUGCUAGUCGAACCGGAGAUAAUACAAAAUAAAUGGUGUCUUUCUAUAGGUACGUGCAUACAAAUAGAAAAUAACUCAGGUAUAUGUUUCAGAAUUUAUAAGGAGGGGAAAACAAAAUACUUUUCUAGCGUUAAAUUCAAAUGGGGGUUACGGAAAAGCAAAAAAUCAAAUACGAGGAAUUAUUUGACAUGGGACGAAAGUGAAGAAGGAAGAACUAGAAAUAGGAGGGGAGUAAAAAAAAAUAGAAUAAAUUUAAAAAGCCAUAAUAAUAAUAAUAAGAAUUUUAUGCCUUAUAUUGAAAAAAGAAAUAAAAGAAAAGAUAAAUUAGCAGAUACAGAUUUUAUAAACAUAUUACCAUUCAGUAAAAGAGCUAUACCAUUAUUUUGGUUGUAUGAUUAUACUUUACCAUAUAUAAAAAUUUUAAGGAAAAAGGAAAAAAAAUAUAGCAUAAAUAAUUUAGGAAAUAAAUAUAAUAAAGAAGAAAAUUUAGACAUUGAGGCAAUUCCAUUUUACAUGUUAUACAAGCUUUUAAAUAAAUAUGCAUUAAAUAAUAAUAACAUAUAUCAAAAGAAAUUAAAUAUAUCUCCAUCUGAAUUAGUUUUUAAAAGUUUACUUAUGUUCUAUUGUUAUGUUAUUGUGAAAGAUGUUCCCACUCAACAUAUAAAAGAAACUUCAUACAAUUAUACACUGGUAAUAGAACCGAUGGUUACUAUUAGAAACAAUUUACCAAAUCCUAUAACUGUUAUAGUUAGAUUGAAAAAGGAAAAAAGUUUAUUUAAAAUAAAUAAUAAAAAUAACUAUGAAGACAAAAUGGAAGAGAAAAUGUUUCGGAAUAGUAAUUUUGAAAUGAAUGAUGAUAUAACAAAAAUUUUAAAAAAAGAAGAAUUAUAUGCUCUAGUCCCUCCUCAUCAUUAUUGGUGUUUGCCUAUAUCUACCCAAGCAUUUUACAUGAAAGUUUUUUACCAUGGUCUACAAAUAGAAAAGAUGAAUUUCAUUUGUGACUAUGCCAAUGAAGUAAAGGGUUAUUUUGAUUAUAAGGACGUGAAACUUCCCGAUUUGAAUGAGCUAUUUUAUCGUACUAACAUUAAUAAGGCGAUUAGUAAUGACGACAGCAGUAACAACAUUAACAGUAAUAAUUCUAAUACUGUUAACAAUAGCAACAAUAGCAACUCCAAUAAUAAUAUUAAUAUUCAUACCAUUGCCGCUAGUAAUAAUAAUAUUAGCUGUGGAAAUGGCAAUAAUAGUAACAAUAAAGACAGUGACAAUGGAGGGCAUAUAAAGGCGGCAAAUGAGCUCUCAACUUCUAUGGAGGAGCGUAGAAAAAAUAUAAACUAUGCGCAGUACAAAAAUAAAUCAGUGUCGAAUAUAAACAGAAAGAGCAAUCUAAUGUAUGAAGAAAUAAUAAAUGAACUUGAGCAAAAUGAAAAAAUUGGCAACCGAAGCAGUAGUAUUAGCAGUAGUAGUAGUAUACGUACGAGAAGCUUGUAUUAUAACUUAUAUAAUAUAUGUCGCUUUGAUGCAAAUUGCCGGAAUAGUCGUCAAAAUAAGCACAAUUUUACACAUAAUUUCUUGUAUGCUACAGAAGAUUUUUUCCCUAUUUAUAUGCCAUCUAGUGAUAUGAUUACAUCAACAAAGGUACUAAAUCAUAAAUGUGGUUUAAUUGGUAGUAUUUUCUCUUAUGAUGAAUUAAAAUUUAUUUAUUUUGAAAAUAAAAUUAAUCAAAUGAAUAAAAAAAUACAUGAUAAUUUAUAUAUUUUUAAAACUAUUACUGUGUCAGCUGACGUUUCAAGGAGAAAAAUAGACUUUUAUUUCCCUUUCUUUUUUGAAAAUACAACAGAUGUGUGUAUUUAUAUAAAUAGCAAAUUGUUACCACCAAAUAGCCGUUUAUAUAUGACAGAAGAAGAGGCAAAAAGUGUUAGGAUAAAAUCGUAUAAACACGAUUAUAUGAAUAAUAAAAUAUUAUGUAGUAACGUUAGUAGUAAAAUUGAUUGUACUAAAACGAAUAUGAUACGGCCACUAAUCAAUUUAAUAUAUAGAAAAAUAAAUAGAAAACAAAAGGUAAGAUUCUGGGAAAAAUAUGAUGAAAAGAAAAAAAAAUGCAGUGAUGUAGCUAAUCCUAUGAAUAUUGAGGAGCAGGGACCCACCAAUACUACGUGUAAAGUAGAUAAGAAAAGAACACAUAGCUUCAAAUUGAAAGAGUUAAAAGAUGUGAAAAGUGAAAAAAUAAAAAAGCAAGAUGAGGAAGGUAAGGAUGAUAAGGAGGGUGGAAAAGAUAAGGAAGAUAGAAACAAUAAGGAAGAUAGACACGAUAAUGAAGAUAGAAACAAUAAGGAAGAUGGGGAAGAACGUUUAAUCAACCUAUACAGUAAUCAGUUAAAUAAAAAUGGCACAUAUAAAACUACUAAUUAUUUUAAAAGUUGUAUAAUAAACGAAGAAAGUAAGGAAGAAAAGUAUAAUAUUCAAUUGGAUACUAUUCCAAAAGUGCAUGUUGAAAAAAUUGAUGAAUCCGUGCGUUCAGAUAAUUUAAAUGAUUCCUAUUAUAAAAGUGUUAACAAAAAUGAUUUAUAUUAUUGCACUUCUAAAUUAUCGGAGUUUUCAAUUUAUGUAAAUGAGGAAAAGAAGGGUAAUGUCAAAACUCUGAGAGUUCACAAACCAUAUAAAAAUGUAUUUAAGAAUUUUUUAAUGAGCAAAAAAUCGUUAUUUAAAGGAAAGAAACAAAUGAAUGAAAAAACAUUAAGAGCAUACACUAAUAUCAUAAAAAUGAAGAAAUUUCGGUUAUUUAAAAAACAUAGAGAAACAGAUAAGAUGAAUGAAAUACGAGAAGGUGACGAUUUCUUUGAAGAUAUGGAUGAUCAGGACAGAUAUGAAAGAAAUGACGAGUCUGCUGACAGUGGCUCCUAUUAUGGAGAUAAUAAUGACAAGUUGGGGGAAACCCCAAGUAGGGAGAAGGGUACGUAUAGCAUGAAUAGAGGAAAGAAUAGUCGAAGGAAUGGUGGCAAGAGUAGAGGACGAAAUAACAGCAAAUAUAGCGGUAGAGCGAAGAGUAGAAAGAACUACUUUGGGAAGAACUUGUAUUCGCUUGACAAGUAUAGGAAAAAAUAUUUUAGUAAAGAAAAGAACACAUCUAAAAGAAGUAUAAAUGAUUCUAUGUCGUCGGAAAAUGAAAACGCCCUUGAGAAAAUUUCCUCAUCCCAGUUAAGCUUAAGCAUUUUUAAUCUGUUUAAAGAAGAGGACGAAAUUAUAAACGAUGAAGUAUAUGUUGAGGAUGCUUCAUAUGAAAAUACAAAUGUACAGAAUGAAAUAGACAAGGACGAUGAUGGUGAUAAUAUAAAUAAUAUUCGUCAAAAAGAAUUAUUUUCCCAUGAUAGUAUUAUGAAUUUUAACUUAAUUAAGAAGAAAAAGAAGGAAAUGAAAAAAAAAUACAGAAAAAGAGGGCACUACACUAGAAGUAAUGACAAAAAAAAAAAAUAUUUUAAAAAAAGCAGAUUUCAAAUUACACCUUUCUUUAGGUCCAUUUCUAAUGGGGACAAUUCUGGAGGUAGGAAAAAUUAUGACAUUGAUCCUAUAUCACUAAUGAGUAAUUCGAGAAGAAACAAAUUAAAUUCGAAUUAUUAUAAUAUGCAUGAAAGUUCAACAGAUAGUAGGAAUUCCAAUAAACGCCAAAAAGAAGAGAAAUCAUAUGUUAGUACAAGAGAUGGGCGCAUUAAUAGGUCCAGAGUGGCUUUUUAUGAAAGCGAAUUAGCUCCUAUUCGGAAUAAAGAAGUUUCAAAAGAGAAAGAAGCACAAGUAGAAACAAGAGCUCAUAUAGAAAUAGAUGGAGAGGACGUAGGACGUUACAGAGCUAGUUACAAAUUAGGCAAUGGAGUAGGUGACAAAGAAAAAGAACAACAGAUGAAAAGCAAAGCGUCAUUUAGAGAUCUAUCAAGGUACAAAAUGGAAAGAAGAAAAUCCAGAAUAAAAAAGAAGGAUUAUUAUGAAGGAGGUUUCUUGUCUUUAGGUAUCUGUGUGAGAUAUGCAGAAGAACCAUUUAACAAAUCUAAGAUUGUAACUUUCGUAAAUAGCUAUAUAUUUAUAAAUAGGUUACCUUUUGACAUUAAGAUUGUUACUGACUCGGUCAGAAAAUUUGGAAGUAUUUUUAUGAAUCAAAACAUGGCCAAUAAUAUAGAGCUAAAUAAUGCAUAUAAGGAAAUGCUUCCAAUUGAUAGGAGAAAUAUAAAUAAAAAUAUGAAUGGUAUUACGUCAUUAAGUCCUGUAUCUGUAAAUAAAGAGAUAUCUGGAAUGAUGAAUUAUGAUGGAACUAAUGACACGAAGGGAAAUUAUAAAAGUGAAAAUAUGAAGAGUAAAAAGUCGAAUAGUGAAAAUUCGAAGGAACAGAACGGAGAUAUAGAAUCACACAAAAUGAGUGAUGUCAAAAUAGAGAAUACUAUUAGUAGUGUUAAUAAUAUAAAAGCGUCAAACAUGAGCAAUAAGAGCUUUACCGAAAAUAUAUUAGGUAUCGAAGGUGAUACCAGUUUUAGUAAAAAUAAAAUCCCUGGAAAUUGCGAACACAUCAAAGCGGAAAAUUGGGAGACAAGUCAACUGGCCCUUCAUGUUAGGAAUAGUAACAGUAACAAUAAUAUCGGAAAUAACAAUACUUACAUUAGCAGUAACACGAAGAAGGAUGACUCUACCAAAAAUGUUUGCAAAAAAAACGAAACGUACAUUAGAAGCGGAGAAAUAACCUCUUUCCACUAUCACAGGAAUUACAUAAAAAUAAAGGACAUUAAUGAGGACUAUAGUUCAUUACCUUUUUCUUUGAUUCCAAAAAGUGUGCCUUCGAAUUUUCAAAUAGAAUUGUUUAAUAUAAAUAAAUCUCAAAUAAAUAAUACAAAUAAUUUAUUAGUAGAGAUUAAUGUGUGCAGUGGUAUAUUCGGAGAUAAACAACAAUUGCCAUAUACAUAUAAUGGUUAUUUUUAUAUCCUUAGUCUACCCGUUAGACCUCAAUUUGAAAUAAUUAAUGCAACUAAAUUUAUUAUAGCAUACACAACGGAUGUGAAUAAAUAUACGAAAAAAUAUAUGAAUAAUAACUAUAAUAAUUAUUUGAACAGAAGUAGUAAAAAUGGGGAUUUCUCCGUAAAAAUGAUUUAUCCUUAUAGUUCUAUUUAUUAUACUUUAAGACAUAACAAUGAGAUUGAAUCAUCAAAAAUUGCUUUAAAAAUUGUGGGUGUUCAGAAAAGUUCUUGGUGUGUUAAUUCUAUUAAUUCCUUUAUUGAUAAUGUCGUUGUUUUACCUUAUAGGGUAUAUGGGGACAAGGGUUUGUCCUUUUCUGAAAAUAGGAACUGUGCAAGGAAUAAUUAUAAUUAUAUUAGCAGUUACAAUAAUUGCAACGAUCGCAACAAUUACAAUGAUAACAACAGUUACAACGAUUUCAGAUAUUACAAUGAAUUCCGUAAUUACGGUAAUAAUAAUUAUAAUAAUUAUUAUUAUAAUAUUAAUAAUAAUAAUAAUAAUAAUAAUAAUAAUAAUAAUAAUAAUAAUAAUAAUAAUAAUAAUAAUAAUAAUAAUAAUAAUAAUAAUAAUAAUAAUAAUAAUAAUAAUAAUAAUAAUAAUAAUAAUAAUAAUAAUAAUAAUAAUAAUAAUAAUAAUAAUAAUAAUAAUAAUAAUAAUAAUAAUAAUAAUAAUAAUAAUAAUAAUGAUAAAAAUAUUGAUAGACAUUUUUUAAAAAGUUCAAGGAGAGGAAACAGGGGAAAUAAGGACCUAUUUGAUGAAAUCAAUUCAAAUAAUAGUAGCAUGGAGGCAGAUAAUGAUAGCCAUAUAUAUUUGGAAGAAAAUGGAAGAAAGGAAAAGAUGGAAAAAGAUAGCAUUUUCCUAGGCCAUAAUUUAGUAAAUAAGAAAUUAUACUCCUUCUUAAUUAUAAGAGAUAACGGAAGUAGAGCUAUUGUUAUUACUGAAAAAUAUAAACUAGCUAGAAAAAUAGUCAGUACAAAAAAUUUUAGUAAAAUUCAUAAAUUGUUAGCAUUAAAUAGUAGAAAGAAAAUACUAUUAUCUAAGAAAAAUAGUAAUAAGAAAUAUAUGUUAGAUUAUAAAAAAAUGAAUUAUAUAUAUUUCAAUUUUCCUAACAUACCUGUCAUAUAUAAAAUGAACAUCCCUAGAUUAACAGUGACAUGGAUACAUAGGCAAGAUGUAAUAAUAGCUAUCCAUUUAACCAAAAUAAAAUUUAGCGGUCGUAUAUACCCGAAAGAAAUUAUGAAUAGUGAUAUAAAUCAAAUGUUUACACCAAUAAACAUUUUAAAAAGAAAAGAAUUAGAAGAAUAUGUGCAGUAUGUUUUUUUAAAUAGUUAUAUUGAUUCCAUAAUUCUAAUUGAACAAAUACAUAUAGACCAUUUUGUAAAAGGAGAUAUCCCAGUUAUUUUAAAAAAUACCAAUAUAGAAGAAGAUGAAAAUGAGCAUACGUUUUUAUACGUUCAUACUAAGCAGUGUUGUGUUGACUCUUUUAAACAAGCCCCUAUAUAUCAAAAUAUAACGAUAAAAAUUUCCCCGAUUAAUGCAAAUAUAGAAUUAUUAGUUAUUGAACAAUUAAUAGAAAUAAUGGAAAAAGAAAAACAAUUAUUACUACAGUAUGAUAAGGAAGAAAAGUCAUUACCACCUCUUAUUGCAACAUCAGAGACAGCGAAGAAUGCCAUAAACACUACUUUGAAAAUUUUCUUAGACACAAAUUUCUUAAGAAUGUUAUCUUUGAAUGAUUAUAUAAAACGUAAAAUGGAAAAUGAUUUUAUAUUAACAAAUAACCAAAUUAUUAAUAAUAAUCAUAUAUUAAACACUAUAAAUCGAAAUGAGAACAGUUACAGAAUGAUAUGCUGCAAGAGAAGGGUAGAAGAAGAUAACAGCAAUUACAACAAUAAAUAUAGGCGUAACAGUGACUAUAACUACUGCGACUAUUCCUACUACAACAACAAUAACAUCAACGGCACAGACAUAAAACCGAAUACUUAUUCCUACUAUUUUAGUUCACCUAAAGCUAGACUGAUAACACAAAAUAAAAUAACGAAUAUUAAGAAUAUAUCGGACAAAAUAUGCUCAGAAGAUUCUACUAAUAGUUCUAUUUACAGUGAUGUGACGCAUAAAAAUAGAAAUAGUAUAAUACACAAAAAAAUUUGUAAAGCAUUGGUAGGAUAUUAUAAAUAUAAGAAGGUGCAUAAUUUAAUUAAUAAUACCUACUACAAUAUUAAUAAUAUAAACGAUGAAAGUUUGUUACCUAUAAAAAUUCAGUACUUUAAAAAUCGAAAAAUUUUCGUUAGUGCAUUUUCAUCUCACUUAUUCUUACACCCAAAUCCUAGAUGGAUAGAUAAUAAGAGCAAACCUGUAUAUAUACGAGAGUUUAAAAUUUACCCAAUUGAAAUUAUAGUAUCUAUUAGAACUUCAGAGCACCGAAUUUCGAGAAGAAUAUUACAUAUUGUAGAUGCAUUACCAGUAGAUACACCUUCUAUGCGUAUACAUUUGAUAUCACAAAAAAGAAAUUAUAUGGUUUGUACAUGGGAUGGAUUAUCUCAGUCUUUACGUGUAUCUUAUUUUAGGCAAUUAUUGAGACAAUCCUUACCUAGUGCAUGGUUAUCCAAUCCGUUUGCAUUUAUUAAAGGUUUUAUUAAUGGUUUAAUUGCAUUGUUUAAAGAAACAAUUAGAGGAGUGAAAACAAGUUCUAACUGUUUUGAUGGAUUUAUGUCAGGAUUUAAAUGUGGAAUAAUCAUAUUAGUUGUUAAUACUGUAGGUGGUUUAUUCCAAUCAUUAAGUCAUAUGUUAAAUGUAUGUCAUAAAAUAAUGGGUGGUUCGAGGCCCAGACCUCCGAGUAUAUUAGAUUCAUUAAUACUAGGGUUAGACGGGUUACUUUUAGAUACAUUUUAUAGACCAUGGGUUUCACUAUUUACUGAGCCAAAAAUAUCACUCAAUAAAGGAAAUAGUACUUUAAAAACUUCAUGUAUAAUUAUCGGUUGCAUUCUAAGAUGCUUAUUUUCCCCAAUUUUUGGCUUAUUGAACUUUUUUGCAUCUAUAACUGAAGGAUUUGCUAACACGUUGAUCGGAGACUUCGAGCGAUUCUCCAGGGUUCAAGAACGCACUGAAUUUAAAACGGAAAGAGUGCAUAAAACGGUAACAAGUUUAAGAAAAGGAAAAAGCUUAAAAAAGUUGAUUAAAAAAAGUGUUAGGUAUAAUGACACUUAG
Molecule: messenger RNA, 27588 nt
Organism: Plasmodium malariae
Lineage: Eukaryota; Apicomplexa; Aconoidasida; Haemosporida; Plasmodiidae
Product: conserved Plasmodium protein, unknown function
Exons: 4
Coding region: 1-27588 (9195 amino acids)
Source: RefSeq, a predicted model, not a curated record